Messenger RNA from Nematostella vectensis (starlet sea anemone), 3053 nucleotides. Its product is annotated as glycine betaine transporter 1-like. Gene Ontology annotation, molecular function: transmembrane transporter activity. The transcript has 7 exons. The coding region runs from base 115 to 2340 and encodes 741 amino acids. The record is from RefSeq and is a predicted model, not a curated record. NCBI's taxonomy places the organism in Eukaryota, Metazoa, Cnidaria, Anthozoa, Actiniaria, Edwardsiidae. Gene Ontology annotation, cellular component: plasma membrane. Gene Ontology annotation, biological process: nitrogen compound transport.
AUCCGUGAAUCUUUUUUGAAAACUUAACAAAAGAUUCACUGAAAUUCCUGAAGCCCUGACUGCUAUAUCCUGCGGGCGUAGGUCCAAAAACACUUCAAAAGAACUUGAACCAACAUGGCCGACGUCGAAGAAGAACGCGAGGCCGAAAGAAUACGCCGUAAAUGUCGCACUAUUGAAUUCAGCGUUUGGAAGCUCCGAGUAAGCUUUAAUCCUGUAGUUACCUUCAUCUCAGCAAUUAUCAUUUGGGCUUUUGUUGUAUUUUGUCUGAGAUGGACGGAUUUGGCCGGGGAUUCCAUGCCAAAAGGCAAGCGAUGGGUCACCAAAGUCUGGACGUGGCUUUAUAUCGGAACACAGGACGUCUGGGCUGUGUUCAUAGCUGCGCUGUACUUUUCUAAGUACGGUAAACUGAAACUUGGGAAAGAUAAUGAAAAACCCGAAUACAGCGAUGCGACGUAUUUCACGAUGCUGUUCGCUGCUGGUAUCGGCGUUGGAUUGUUCUACUUUGGUGUCGCUGAACCCAUUUACCAUUAUGAGCCUGGAAGCCAGUGGGGAAACCGCUACCAGGGAAGGUACUCUGACAAUCAGCGUGCUCAAGACGCCAUGAAUUUGACCAUCUUCCACUGGGGGGUCCACGCGUGGAUCGUCUACACCAUGAUCGGACUCAUCUUGGGCUUCCUGUCCCAUCGCAAGAAGAUGCCUAUGACCAUGCGCUCCUGUUUCCAUCCGUUGCUAGGCGACAAGAUCUACGGUACCCUUGGUGACAUGAUUGACAUCUUGUCUGUUGUGUGUACCAUGUUGGGUGUGUGCACCAGUCUGGGACUGGGUGUCAUUCAGAUUAACAACGGGCUGAACCGGAUGAACAAGAAUAUCGAGGAGAGUAAGGAGAACCAGGUGAUUAUCAUUUGGUGCAUCACGGCGGUUGCCACCUUAUCCGUCAUCAGUGGCGUGAAGCUCGGAAUCAGACGACUCAGCGAGCUAUGCUUCUCUAUUGGCAUGUUUAUCUGGUUCGUUGUCCUUUUCUACGAUGACACUUGGUACAUCCUCAACGUGUUCUGCCAAAGUGUUGGGUACUACCUCCAAUGGAUCAUUCAGCUCGGCUUCCACACCGACGCCUUUGCCCAAGCCGGUAAUGCCCCGGAUGGAAAGCAGGCCGUUGAUUGGAUGGACGGCUGGACCAUUUUCUACUGGGGCUGGUGGAUUGCAUGGUCGCCGUUUGUGGGCACGUUUAUUGCCAGGAUCUCCCGUGGAAGGACCAUCCAAGAGUUCAUCAUGUACACGCUGACCGUCCCUACCAUUUACUCGCUAAUGUGGUUCUCCGUGUUUGGAGGAGCGGGGCUUAAGAUGGAGCGAAAUGCCGCCGUUGCCGGGAUCAACUGCUCGUGGCCUCUCGGUGGGGCAACAGCGACAGAGCCAUAUAACGGUCUGUACCGUCUGUCCUGCCGUCCCUCCACCAGCAUGUGGUUUGACGUCGUGGAGUCAUAUGGCGGGCUAGGUCCGUUCAUGUCUGGUAUCUCAUUGGUCAGUCUGGUCCUGUACUUCGUCACCAGUUCCGACAGUGGCUCACUCGUGAUUGACAGUCUCUCAGCCAAUGGCCAUCCAGAUCCACCGGUGCUGCAAAGAAUCUUCUGGGCCUUAACUGAAGGUGCCACUGCUACUGCACUGCUUUGGACGGGUGGCAAAAAGGCCCUCGAUUCUCUCCAAGCCGCGUCCAUUUGUUCUGGCUUGUUCUACACCCUCAUCUUGAACUUCAUCGUGGUGGCCAUGUGGCGACUGCUGAAGAUCGAGAUGGGUGACCUGUCUCCGGACCAUCCGACCUUCUCCAUGGGAAUACUGGAUGUGUUCUACUACCCAACUUGGAGAAGGUUCAAGGAUUUGCUCAUCGCCAUAAUUGCGCCGUGGUGGCCCAUGGGAAAUGCUGCAGGAAGGCUCUACGGUCAGAAUCGUUUCGUCUUCAUGGCCAUCAUCGCCGUCCCGUUCUACGGCUGGUUGAUCUGCGAGAUCCUGCAGGUCCUCGAGGUCGGCCUCGCGUACAUCGGGUGGGCCAUCCUGUUUGGGUUCUUCGCGUACGGCACAGGGAUUCGAUCACACAUGCGCGACGAGUUCAAAAUACUCGGUAACCUGGCGGAAGAUUUCUUCGCCGUCAUGUUGUUGUACCCGCUGGCAGCUAUGCAGAUGGACGAACACAUGCGCCACGCCCACCCGAGAUUAGCAGAGGUGGACAUGGGCAAAGACAACAUUGGAAUGAAUGGCAUACCACCCAAGGAUAUCGAGGCGAACAACAAAAGAGACGGACCUCCUUCGUACAAUGACGUAGAUGUGGGCAUGGAAGCGAGGUUAUAGGCAAAGGCUCUGAUUGGUUGGAGCUCUGAAAGCGUAGUUCUGAUUGGUUCAUUUGAGUAAUGACGUAACAUGGCCCAGUCUUACGUUGUGCACCUAAGCAUAAUUUAUAAUUAUGUUUUUAUUGUUGAUAUAUAUUUAAGUUUUUAUUGUUGAAUAACAACAUAUUUAACCAAUGAUCAAAUUCAUAACUUUUAUAGUUCUUUUAAAGAUAAAAGGUUUACGGAAUCACUUAUGUUAUCAAUACUUUUUACCCCAUUUUUUCUAUAAUUUUAAAGAACAACAAAAGAGACGGACCUCCUUCGUACAAUGACGUAGAUGUGGGCAUGGAAGCGAGGUUUUAGGCAAAGGCUCUGAUUGGUUGGAGCUCUGAAAGCGUAGUUCUGAUUGGUUCAUUUGAGUAAUGACGUAACAUGGCCCAGUCUUACGUUGUGCACCUAAGCAUAAUUUAUAAUUAUGUUUUUAUUGUUGAUAUAUAUUUAAGUUUUUAUUGUUGAAUAACAACAUAUUUAACCAAUGAUCAAAUUCAUAACUUUUAUAGUUCUUUUAAAGAUAAAAGGUUUACGGAAUCACUUAUGUUAUCAAUACUUUUUACCCCAUUUUUUCUAUAAUUUUAAAGAAAACUUUCUACACCAUUGUUAUUGCUGUAGAUAUUUAGUAGUAUUUAAGUUGUAGUAUUUUAGUUUUAAAAUAAAGGCGUAUUUUAGUUUGUUGUA